AUGGCCGCCGUUAUUAAAGCAAUCAAUGCAAAGAUCCGGUCCAACAAGGUUGCGGACUAUGUCUGCUCAACACAUUUCUGGGGCCCCGUCUCCAACUUCGGUAUCCCUGUAGCGGCCGUGAUGGACACCCAGAAAGACCCGGAAAUGUACGUUUACAUCUGCAAUGGAUUCCUUGUUUCUCGCUGCCAGGUGUCUCUAGCAGCCGGCUCUGCGGUCGCGGAAUUCGAUACUUGGCAAUCCAUCUCCGGUCAAAUGACCGGCGCCCUGGUCAUCUACUCCGCAACCUUCAUGCGCUACGCCCUCGCCGUCUCCCCCAAGAACUACCUCCUCUUCGCCUGCCACGCCAUCAACUUCUCCGCCCAGUGUACCCAGGGAUACCGUUAUCUGAACUAUUGGAACUGGGGAGGCCGUGAAGCUGCGCUUGCUGCGCAAGGUGCGCAGAAGGGCAAGGAGGCUACUGAGGCGGGUAAAUAA
Messenger RNA from Aspergillus mulundensis, 474 nucleotides. Its product is annotated as pyruvate transporter MPC1. Gene Ontology annotation, biological process: pyruvate import into mitochondria. Gene Ontology annotation, cellular component: mitochondrial inner membrane. The transcript has 4 exons. Lineage: Eukaryota; Fungi; Ascomycota; Eurotiomycetes; Eurotiales; Aspergillaceae. The record is from RefSeq and is a predicted model, not a curated record. Bases 1 to 474 code for a protein of 157 amino acids.